AGGCCCGAGCUUCUCACCGAGCUUCACACCGAGCUUCACACCGACUCAGAGCAGCAGAACCGGGACUGAAGCUGUGGACGCAUGUUUCCUCUGCGCUCCUCAGGAAUCUGUCGCUAAGCGCAAACUUUGGGAGAAGUUGUGGGAGCAGUUUGUGUCGGAGUGUUUGUGCUUCAGAGGGAAGGACGCAGAAGGACUAAAAAAAUGCAAAGUUUGAUCCGAGCUCUGGUGGUUUGGAGCUGGGCGGCGGUGUGCGUCCUCGCGGCCAUGGAUGAGUGCGUGGACGAGCAGGACCGAGUGCAGCGCUGCAUGCCGGAGUUUGUGAACGCGGCUUUUAACGUGACCGUGGUGGCGACCAACACCUGCGGGUCUCCACCGGAGGAGUACUGCGUGCAGACCGGCGCCACCGGGGUCACCAAGUCCUGCCACAUCUGCGACGCCCGGGACCCCCGGAACCACCACAGCGCCGUGUACCUGACCGACUACAACAACCAGCAGGACACCACCUGGUGGCAGAGCCAGACCAUGCUGGCGGGCAUCCAGUACCCCAACUCCAUCAACCUCACCCUGCACCUCGGAAAGUCCUUCGACAUCACGUAUGUCCGCCUCAAGUUCCACACCAGCCGCCCGGAGAGCUUCGCCAUCUACAAGCGGACCAGAGAGGACGGCCCCUGGGUGCCCUACCAGUACUACAGCGGCUCCUGUGAAAAGACGUACAAGAAGGCGAGCCGCGGCUUCAUCCGCACCGGAGAGGACGAGCAGCAGGCGCUCUGCACCGACGACUUCAGCGACAUCUCGCCGCUCACCGGCGGCAACGUGGCCUUCUCAACGCUGGAGGGACGACCCAGCGCCUACAACUUUGACCACAGCCCCGUCCUGCAGGACUGGGUGACGGCCACCGACAUCAGAGUGACCCUGAACAGGCUCAACACAUUCGGAGAUGAAGUUUUCAACGACCCCAAGGUCCUCAAGUCCUACUACUACGCCAUCUCUGACUUCGCUGUGGGAGGAAGGUGUAAGUGUAACGGCCAUGCCAGCGAGUGUCUGAAGAACAGCGGCGGACGGCUGGUGUGUAACUGCAAACACAACACCGAAGGCGACGACUGCAACGUCUGCCAACCGUUCUUCAACGACCGGCCAUGGAGGAGAGCGACGUCCGACAACCCCAACGAGUGUCUGCCCUGUAACUGCAACGGGAAGAGCUCUGAGUGUUACUUCGACGCUGAGUUGUACCGGGCCACAGGUCACGGAGGUCACUGCAGAAACUGCGCCGAUAACACCGACGGCCCCAACUGCGAGCGUUGCCUCGACAACUACUACAGAGACCAGAGCGGCAGCCGCUGCCUGCAAUGCAGCUGCAACAGCGUCGGCUCGGAGUCUCCCCAGUGCGACAACAGAGGAGUGUGUGUGUGUAAACCUGGAGUGACCGGAGAGAAGUGUGACCGCUGCCAGCAGGGAUACCACAGCCUGACGGAGGCCGGCUGCAGGACCUGCUCUUGCUCGCCCUCCGGCAGCACGCAGGAGUGUGACGUCAACACCGGACAGUGUCGCUGCAAAGACAACGUGGAGGGCUUCAGCUGCGACAGGUGUAAACUGGGUUUCUUUAACCUGGAUCCCAACAACCCUCAGGGCUGCACACCCUGCUUCUGCUUCCAGCACUCGUCUGUGUGCGACAGCGCCGAAGGCUUCAGUGUUCACUCCAUCAGCUCCUCCUUCUACAGAGAUGACGAGCAGUGGAAAGCUCAGCAGCGUGAUGGAGCCAGUGUCUCCGUGCAGUGGUCUUCCAGCGGACAGGAAAUCUCCCUCAUCUCAGAAGACUACUUCCCCAUGUACUUCAUCGCUCCAGAGAAGUUUUUGGGGAACCAGAUGCUGAGUUACGGACAGAACCUGACUCUAAAUUUCCGUGUUGACCGGCGGGACACGCGGCUGUCGGCGGAGGAUCUGGUUCUGGAGGGAGCCGGUCUGAGGGUGGCCGUCCCCCUCAUCGCCCAGGGCAACGCCUACCCCAACGAGAACAUGCAGACAUACGUGUUCAGGCUCCAUGACAGCACUGAUUACCCCUGGAGGCCGACCAUCAGCCACUCUGAAUUCCAGAAACUCCUCCACAACCUGACCUCCAUCAAGAUCAGAGGCACCUACAGCGAGAGAAGUGCCGGUUACCUUGACGACGUCUCCUUGGUGACGGCGAGGCGGGCUCCAGGUGUCCCGGCCCGCUGGGUGGAGCAGUGCACCUGUCCUCAGGGUUACCAGGGGCAACACUGUGAGCAGUGCACUCUGGGAUACCGCCGUGCACGCCCAGAGCUCGGAGCCUUCAGCCCCUGUGAGCCCUGCAACUGCAACGGCCACAGCGAGGCCUGCACACCUGAUACUGGAGCGUGCGACUGUCAGCACAACACAGCCGGUCUGAGCUGUGAGCGCUGUAAGGACGGUUACUACGGCGACGCCACCCAGGGGACGUCCGGUGACUGUCAGCCAUGUCCGUGUCCAGCCGGAGCAACCUGUGCCGUCGUCCCCAAAACCAGAGAGGUGGUCUGCACCAACUGUCCCGCCGGCACCACAGGAAAGCGCUGCGAGCUCUGUGACGACGGUUUCUUCGGCGACCCGCUGGGUCAGAACGGGCCGGUCCGAGUCUGCCGCGCCUGCAAGUGCAGCGACAACAUCGACCCGAACGCCGUCGGCAACUGCAACCGCGAGACCGGCGAGUGCCUGAAGUGCAUCUACAACACCGACGGCUUCUUCUGCGACCGCUGCAAGGAGGGUUUCUACGGCAACGCCCUGGCCACCAACCCUGCCGACAAGUGCAAACCAUGCUCCUGCUCUCCAUCCGGCACCGUUGGCCGACAGACCAGCUGCUCUCAGGUCACCGGACAGUGUCAGUGUCUUCCCAACGUCGCCGAGCGUGACUGCAGCGCCUGCGAGCCCGGCUUCUUCAACCUGCUCAGCGGUGACGGCUGCGAACGGUGUAACUGUAAUCCUAUUGGCUCCACCAACGGUCAGUGUGACAUCACUUCAGGACAGUGCGAGUGCCAGCCGGGCGUCACCGGCCUGCACUGCGAGCGCUGCGAGGUCAACUUCUUCGGCUUCGGCUCGUCUGGCUGCAAACCCUGCGACUGCGACCCCGAGGGUUCCCAGUCGGGUCAGUGCAAGGAGGACGGCCGCUGUGAGUGCCGGCCCGGCUUCGUGGGCGCUCGGUGCGACAUGUGUGAGGAGAACUACUUCUAUAACCGCUCGGCGCCGGGCUGCCAGCAGUGUCCUUCCUGUUACAGCCUGGUCAGAGACAAGGUGAACCAGCAGAGGCAGAAGCUUCAUGACCUGCAGACUCUGAUCGAUAACCUCGGCUCGGGUCAGGACACCGUCAGCGAUAAAGCCUUCGAGGAUCGUCUGAAGGAGGCAGAGCGAGCCAUCAUGGAGCUCUUGGAUGAGGCUCAGACCAGCAAAGAUGUAGACAAAGGCCUCAUGGACCGCCUGAACACCAUCAACAACACUCUGACCACCCAGUGGAACCGACUGCAGAACAUCCGCAACACGGUGGAUGACACCGGCAAUCAGGCCGAUCGCGCCCGCAACCGGGUCCGCGACGCCGAAGACCUGAUCGACCGCGCCCGGCAGGAGCUGGACAAGGCCAAGGACGCCAUCGGCAAAGUGGACAUUAAACCACCCAGCGGAUCCGGAGAUCCCAACAACAUGACGCUGUUGGCUGAAGAGGCUCGAAACCUCGCUGACAAACACAAGAUGGAUGCCGACCAGAUUGAAAAGAUCGCCAAAGACGCCAACGACACGUCGACAAAAGCGUACAACCUGCUGCUGAAGACUCUGGACGGAGAGGGCAAGACGAGUCAGGAGAUCGACGAGCUCAACAAGAAGUACAACGAGGCGAAGGAACUGGCGAAGAAUCUGGAGAAACAGGCCAACAAGGUUCAGGCCGAAGCUGAAGACGCUGGAAAAAAAGCUUUGACGAUCUUCGCCAACAUUACCAACCUGCCGGACUUCGACACCAAGGCGCUGGAGGAUGAAGCCAACAAGAUUAAGAAGGAGGCGUCCGAUCUCGACAAGCUCAUCGAUAAGACGGAGAAGGAGUACAACGAUCUCAGAGAUGAUCUGAAGGCCAAAGAGCUGGAAGUCCGCAAGCUGUUGGAGAAAGGCAAAAGUGAGCAGCAGACUGCGGAUCAGCUGUUAGCUCGAGCAGAUGCUGCCAAAGCUCUGGCUGAGGAGGCGGCCAAGAAGGGACAGUCCACCUUCAGAGAGGCCGAGACCAUCCUGGAAGACCUCAGAGACUUCGAUAAAAGGGUCAACGAUAACAAAACUGCCGCUGAGGAGGCCUUGAAGAAGAUCCCCAUUAUCAACGCCACCAUCAUUGCCGCUAAUGAGAAGACCAGACAGGCAGAGGCGGCGCUAGGCAACGCUGCCAACGAUGCCCGAGAGGCCAAGAGCAAGGCGGAGGAGGCGGAGAGGAUCGCCAGCAACGUGCAGAAGGGCUCAGCCAAGACCAAGGAGGACGCAGAGAAGGCCUUCCAGGACACCGACAAGCUGGACAAAGAGGUCAACGGCAUGAUGGACCAGCUGAGCGCCGCGGAGCAGGAGCUGGCCAGGAAGAAGGCCGAGGCCGACCAGGACAUGAUGAUGGCAGGAAUGGCGUCAGAUAACGCUAAAGAGGCAGAGGACAACGCCCGCAAGGCCAAGGGCGCCGUGAAGAACGUCCUGGGCAUCAUCACCAACCUGCUGGAUCAGCUGGGAAACAUUGACAAGGUGGACUUGAGCAAACUCAACCAGAUCGACGAGUCGCUGAAGAGGGCCAAGGACAAGAUGUCCGACAGCAUGCUGGACAGGAAGCUGGCAGAGCUGAAUGACGUGGCAAUGACUCAAGGCAAGAUGAUCGAAAACUACGACAGGGAUAUCCGCGAGAUCCGCGCCGACAUCGCCAACCUCAACGACAUCAAGAGCACGUUACCCGAGGGCUGCUUCAACACGCCGUCUCUGGAGAGGCCUUAACCCCCCCAACACUCCUCCUCCAACACUCCUCCACCCCUUCACUUCUAACACUCUGGCAAACAUGCCAACUUUUUACCAAAACAGUUUUUUUUUUAAACAUUUUGUUUUCAGAUUCAUGUCUUUGUUUUUCUUUUGCAAAGAGAGAAGCCAACAUUUCAAGCCACGUUCACGGUUUUCAACGAAAGAGAAGCAGCUGUUUUUGUCUUGUCUUUAGGUUUGUUUUUGAGACGCAGUAACGUGGUUACGGUAGAAUGAACUAAGCGGCGUAGAGAAGCCGUGCAGAGAGGUGUAAAAGCCUCAGAGAAAACCAGAACCACAAACCCGACGUGACUGCAUCCGUCUGCUCCACAAGAGGAAGAUCCACCGACGCAGAAACCACACAGGAAGUUCCUCACGCCUCGAGGAACGUCCGCUCGUAUUUUUUAUUUUCUGUGUCUGACCAGCCAUUACUCAUCAUGCCUGGGGACACGUCAGAUACUUCAGUUUUUACAGUUUUCAGCCGGCUGAAUGUACAGCCUUUUGUUUCUUAAAGCAACCAUGUUUUCAGAAACCACACAGUGAAGGAAUCCUCUCGUUUCUGAUUUUAGCUUCUUUUCUCCCAAAGCUAUGUGCCUGACACAAACAGCAGAGGAAAAGUGUUUUACUUCUUUUCUUCACCAGUAUUUUCGCUUACAACAAGUAGCGUUGUUGAGUAAAGCUUUGUCCGAUCUGCUGGUGCGUACGAAGCCUCUGAAGUCACGAGAAAUGAUCUUGGGUUAUAAGGUAUGGUGGAGUUAUUUACCUGCAAAUCAACCUUAUACUUGCAAGAUUUUAACUUGUGCACAAGAUAAAUGAAAUCCCAGAAAAUCUAUAUCAUGAACACACAAAUGAUGGCUCUUGGAUCUCAUCUACAUGCAGUAGAUGGUCUUGUAAAUCUUAUGAUAAAUACCUCCUGAGAGCAAAAUGGUACUUGAGUAAAAUAUCAUCUUGGAUCUUGUGGGAACAAGAUAGAAACAUUCAAGUUAUAUAUCUUUUGUAAACAAAAUUAGAUAAUAUAUUGUACCACAACAUCAAUAUAUUAUCUUGUUCCCAUCAUUUAAUAUCUUGGGUACCAGUUUUUAUUUUCUAUGCACCCGAUAUGGUUUUUCCGAGUAAAGGUUCAGGUAAAGAUACUAACUUGUGGGUGCAAGAUAUCAAUCUUGUUCCCUCAAGAUAUGGAUCUUGUAGAUUAUCUUGUACAUGUAAGAUACUCGAACUUGUGGACCUCAGAAUAUGAAUCUUCUAAGACCAAGAUGGAACUUGAUAGUGCAAGAUAUCAUCUUGUGUGCAUAAAAUAUGGAUCUUAGAUAGUUAUAAUCUUGCUCUUGUGAGAUUCAUAUCUUGGGUGUGCAAGAUGUUAACUUUGUCACUCAGGAUCUUACAAGAACAACAUAGAAACUCGUGCAUUCAAGAUAUGGAUGUUGUGGGAGCAAAAUUUGAUCAUAUCUUGUGUGCAAUAUAUCAUUUGGAUUUUCUAUUAUUUUGGGUACAAAUUAUCAUCUCUUAUGUGCCAGAUAUGGUUUUUCUGGGAUGUAGCAGCUUGUGUGUGCAAGAUAUGAAUCUUGUUCCCACAGGUUUCAUAUACGCACAAGUCAGUAUCUUGCUUUGUUUUGUGCACAAACAUAUAAAAAAAGAUAUAAUCUGAUAUCUUGUGCGUUCAAGAUCCUAGAUAAAACCUUUCAGGAUUUCAGAGGCUCUGUAGGUGUGUCUUUAAAUCAGUUCUGACAUUUCUCAGCAUGGUCAAACAUCAUUUCAUGUACUGAUUUUAUAACACUACAACAAUUUUAUUUUUAUUGUCUGUACUCCCAGAAUUUGCUGCUUAUCACUGGUGUUUUUUACCAAUCACACAUUAACAUUUUCUUCCUGGCUAAAUCCAACACUAUGCAACUUUGUACAUUUGCGUAGCGAGAAUUUUAUCUGAUACACUGGUGCUAAUAAUUAUUUCAAAUGUUAUAUUUUUGUGUGAAUGUUUUUUAUUAUGACAUAGAGUGAGGAAUUUGUUAUUUGUGUAAAUAUAUGCUUAAAUGAUUCAGGACUGGCUGAUUUUAAAGAAAUAAAAACUCCAACAUGCAAAGCAGCCACAUUAAGUUCUAUCACAAUCAAUCAACUGAAACCUCCAGGUUAAAAAUAUAUAUAAAUAUCUAUGAUAACGUCUGUGGUAUGUUAUUAUUAUAAUAUGCUUGCUUGUAUACAAGGCUCAGUGUUGCUGCCUCAUAGCGAUGCCAAUAUUUCAUUUGUGUUUUAUUGAUUCUCUGUGGUUUUCACAAGUUAAUUCAACCUAACUGAAUAUUUUUGUUUUGAGCUUUGACCUUUUUAUCAAUCAGGACACGUUUUAAAUCAUAUUACUGAAAUUAUUUUCUCAAAAGGAGAAGAGCUCGGUCACAUUGCUACAGUAGUUAAUCUUUUUUUUUUUUUUUUUUUUUUUUUUUUUUUUAAAUGAGUGUUUUGUUCCUUAAUAUUAAAGUCGGUUGUAAUCACAGUCCGAAGCAGGACUCCCAUCUUUUACUUCACAAAAUUGUCCUUAUCGUCCUCGCUCCUUCACGCCGCCUCCUUGCAUCGGUACUGAAACAGGGUUUUUAAACAUCAGGUCCUAAACAGAGAGAUUCUCCAAAAACAAUUUUGCCACCAGUUAUACUCUAAUUAAAGAAUCUGAUUCUCCACUGGCAGCUUAACACAUCAUUUUUCAGUUUCAUCAGUCUUUUUUUUAUUGAAGUAAACUCUGCUGAUGAAACAUUACAGGUGUUUUAUUAUCUGCUCAUCAGUGUGACCAGUGACAGAGAAUCUUAAACCUUCACGUAGCAUUUUCCUCUCAGUUUAGUUCAGUUUCAGUUGACUUGUAUUUGCAGUGUUUUUCCCUCCAUCCAGGCGCCACUGUGCAGGAUGUGCAGCACACACAGGCAUGAUGUAUAAACAGUAUUUCUAAGUUAUAAUGUACCAGUUAUUUGUAUUGUAACCCUAUUGUCUUAGAUGGUGAUGUAUGUGCUGCACAGCCAGCAGUAUUUGGUUUUCUCUUCUAGUUUCCAGCCCUGUGAGGACCUGAAUGACCCUGUUUGUCCCCAAUGUGCCUGUAAAUCAAUCCAAACUUAACAUUUGAAUAAUAAAAAAAAUUACUA
Scomber scombrus (Atlantic mackerel) is the source of this 8117-nucleotide messenger RNA. RefSeq names its product laminin, gamma 1 (gene lamc1). NCBI's taxonomy places the organism in Eukaryota, Metazoa, Chordata, Actinopteri, Scombriformes, Scombridae. The record is from RefSeq and is a predicted model, not a curated record. The transcript is spliced from 28 exons. Bases 202 to 4986 code for a protein of 1594 amino acids.